Myripristis murdjan (pinecone soldierfish) is the source of this 2743-nucleotide messenger RNA. RefSeq names its product phosphatidylinositol glycan anchor biosynthesis, class K (gene pigk). Gene Ontology annotation, biological process: attachment of GPI anchor to protein; proteolysis. The record is from RefSeq and is a predicted model, not a curated record. The transcript has 11 exons. The coding region runs from base 73 to 1224 and encodes 383 amino acids. Gene Ontology annotation, molecular function: GPI-anchor transamidase activity. Gene Ontology annotation, cellular component: GPI-anchor transamidase complex. NCBI's taxonomy places the organism in Eukaryota, Metazoa, Chordata, Actinopteri, Holocentriformes, Holocentridae.
GCUCGGUCGUCAGUUGACGGAGCUUCCUGUUCGCUUCGCUUCCUGGUUGUGCUCGGCUAACGGCGCUGCACAAUGAAAACGCUCACUUUAUUAAGUUUAAUCUCCACUUACGUACUAGUGAGCAGCAUCGGCAUCGAGGAUAAAGCAGGACAGUUCUUCGGUAGCGGCCAUACGAACAACUGGGCAGUGCUGGUGUGCACAUCCAGGUUCUGGUUCAACUACCGGCAUGUGGCCAAUACUCUGUCCGUCUACAGAAGUGUGAAGAGACUGGGCAUCCCAGACAGCCACAUAGUUCUCAUGCUGGCAGACGAUAUGGCCUGUAACCACAGAAACCCCAAACCUGCCACAGUCUUCAGCCACAAGAACAUGGAGCUGAAUGUGUACGGCGACGAUGUGGAGGUGGACUACCGUGGAUACGAGGUGACGGUGGAGAACUUCCUGCGUGUUCUGACCGGCAGGCUCCCGCCCAGCACCCCGCGCUCCAAACGCCUCCUCUCUGACGACCGCAGCAACAUCCUCAUAUACCUGACCGGCCACGGUGGGAACGGCUUUCUGAAGUUCCAGGACUCUGAGGAGAUAAGCAAUGUGGAGCUGGCCGACGCUUUUGAGCAAAUGUGGCAGAAAAGAAGGUACAACGAGCUGCUGUUCAUCAUCGACACGUGCCAGGGCGCCUCCAUGUACGAGAGGUUCUACUCCCCGAACCUCAUGGCCCUGGCCAGCAGUCAGGUUGGGGAGGACUCCUUGUCGCACCAGCCUGAUCUGGCUAUAGGAGUCCACCUGAUGGACCGCUACACCUUCUACCUGCUCGAGUUCCUGGAAGACAUCCACCCCGCCAGCACCACCAACAUGAAUGACCUGUUCAAAGUGUGUCCCAAGAGUCAGUGUGUGUCCACUCCGGGCCACCGCACCGACCUGUUCCUGAGGGACCCGGGUAGUGUCCUCAUCACAGACUUCUUUGGCAGCGUCCGCAAAGUGGAGAUCACUAUGGAAACUAUCAACUUGACCAGCCCCGUAGAACAAGUGGAGGAUAAGCCCGUGGAUGGAGACCUACAAAGAGAGACGCAUUCAUAUGUGGAUCAACUGCCAGUGUCUGAGAUUAUCCAUCAGAAACCCAAGCAGAAGGACUGGCAUCCUCCUGACGGCUUCAUCCUGGGCCUCUGGACUCUCAUCCUGCUGGUGUUCUUCAAGACGUACGGCGUCAAACACCUCAAACACAUCUUCUGAGGCCUCGGCGCUUCACACCACCGGACAUCUGAGGCCCGAGAAAGACUCGCCAAAUAACCAGGAGACUUUUAUUGGAGCCGUUUUUUUUGGAGGGAGUGUGCGGUUGCCGUCUGGUUUCCACUUGUGUAACCAGCAGAGGUGAACAGCGAGCGCGGGAAUGUUUAUCUGACUGUCUUUCACUUGCAGCCAGCGUUGGCAUUCGCGUUUGUUUUUGAUGUUGUUUUGCCUGAAAAUGGAAACUGGCACGGAUGCGUGUGGCACAACGACUGCUUGGACAGCCACCGUGCGAUGUUAUUCAUGCCGUUUUUUGUUUUUUUUUAACCUACUGAUUAAUGGUGAACACUAUUUAUUCCAUUUUUUUUUCACUCGCUUAUCGAGAUUUAAAAGAAAAGAAUAAAAAUGCAGAAAUACUUGAAGGUCGCACAGCAGAUAUGCGAGCGUCCUACUCUAUAUGGGAAUACCAUUAGUGGUGGGGGUCAUUAUUAUGUUAACAAUUUUAUGUGUUCUUUUGUCAAGGACUUCGGCAUAUAUUUAUUUUAUUCCGUCAAAAGUUCUGUUUUGUCAGCCCAUUCCAUAAUUGCGUUGAUUUGGCUGAAAAUGCACUGAAUUGAGUCUGCAAGAUAAGAAUUUAAUUUAUUUUGAGAGCACGCUGCUCUGCAUAUUUCAGCACUAGCCUUUUUAUUUAAGUGCUACUCAGAGCGUCUGCUCGGUCAAAAAGGAAACACGGGAAGAGGGGAGGACUGAUUGGCUGUGAGCGGGCUGUGGAGAGAUUACUAGUUAAUGUCUUCCUUGUCCGUAUACAUUACACCUCCUGACCGCCAUAUCACCGUCGUGAAGGAUAACAAUCACAAGUAAUCCCAUCUCGCAUGAUGGACCCGUCCACUUUUCCAUUCACCAAAUUGCCCUCCCUGUGGAAACAUCCAUUAGCUCCCCGGCCGUGUUCUCCGCUGAUUGUAUUCCGGCUGAUGGACAGCUAUUUCCCCAGCCCUUCUGUGUCUUGUGCUGUAGCGAUGAUAAGUGAGUGAUAACCUGGUAAGCCACUAGCCUCCCAAAUGAAUGUCUCAUACGCUCGAUGUGUUUUUUUCCCCCCCUUUUCUCUUUCUUCCUCUCCCUGUGUACCCAUCGGGCAUUAGCCUCAUUGUUGUGGGAGUGACUGAUGGUCAAAGUAUGCGGAUUGAACCUGCGGUAGUUUAUCUUUGCUCCUUGGCGUGAGUCCCCCCGCCCGUCGGGGAGCCACUGCCACUCUCCUCGGCUGCUGAAGUGGAAAAUGGAUGGAGUGGUAAAUGAAACCAUAUGUAUGGGAGGGCAGCUGCUGCGUCAGCCGCCGUGCGCCUGCCCUUAUAUAUUAUUGAUGCAACACUUAUUUCUUCUUCCUUUUUUUCCCCCUCCCUGCUUUUUAUUUCCUGUAGUUUCCUCCUGCUUUCUUUAAAGGAAAGAAAGCGCACACAUACCCGUUUUUGCCUGUUUUAAUUGGUUACAAUUUUGACACCCUUAUUAAAGAUAAAAGAUUGGAUCUGAA